Exophiala dermatitidis NIH/UT8656 is the source of this 2364-nucleotide messenger RNA. RefSeq lists its product as uncharacterized. Bases 235 to 2157 code for a protein of 640 amino acids. The transcript is spliced from 2 exons. The record is from RefSeq and is a predicted model, not a curated record. Gene Ontology annotation, biological process: regulation of peptide transport. NCBI's taxonomy places the organism in Eukaryota, Fungi, Ascomycota, Eurotiomycetes, Chaetothyriales, Herpotrichiellaceae. Gene Ontology annotation, cellular component: membrane.
AGUCAAGCAUAGUCAAGCACAAUCAAGCACAAUCAAGCACAAUCAAGCACAACCAAGUUAUUUUGUGGGACAAGAGGAAGUACAUUCAAGUCUCGAGCCCGAAGGUUCAUGGUUUGCAUUCCUUGUUUGUUCAAGUCAGGAGUCGGAACGUCAGCAGAUGGUCACCGGUCGUCACGCAGCAUUCUGAUCCCUGCCGUCUCCCCCAAGAGCAAUGUUGUCGCGUGAGCCACGAACAUGGUCGACACAAAAGCACACGGUUCCCUCCAGCCUGGCGUCCGGAGAGAGCAAAUCGAGAUGGACGACCCGGCCCUACCAAGGACGCCCUCGAGGCAGCGGCUGUUGACAAGUCAAGCCCGCAGUCUGAAGGAGGAAGAGGAGGCGCCGCCGCAGGCACGGCUGGUUGGCAUGGCGCGACAUACACUGGGAUUGAUCCUCCUGCUCUGCGUCGUCUUUCUCUGGACAUUGUCCAAUUUCCUGGGCAGUAGUAUAUUCGCCGACAACACAUAUGCCAAACCGUUCUUCUUGACCUAUCUCAAUACCUCGAUGUUCAUGCUGGCCAUGAUCCCUACGCUUGUGAAAUCCGUGUCCAGGAACCGGCGAAAGCACAGAAGCUUGUAUAGGAACAUCCGAUCGGCAUUGUCCAAGAAAGAAAGCUACACUCCACUACGCCUGAAUCAACACAGCAACAGCGGUAGUGGAACCCCUCUAGACCUGGAAGAUCCCGAAUCGGAGCGGUUUCUCAAAUCAAGACCCGAUAGACGUGCGUUUGCCGGCCUACAAGGGGAUCAGAGGCAAGAGCAAGACGAUUCCCUGGAAGGGGACUUGGUACAGGAACCGGGAAUAGAGAUAGAAGAAGAAGUGGCCGAGAAGGACAAGGACUUGGGCAUCGUCGCAACAGCCCGACUAUCACUUGCAUUCUGCUUCCUCUGGUUCGGAGCAAACUACUUCGCCAUGGCAUGCCUCCAACACACGACGGUGGCGUCGACGACCAUUCUGACCUCCACCUCGAGUUUCUGGACAUUGCUUAUUGGGGCGCUGACAGGCAUGGAGAGAUUCACAUGGCGGAAACUCUGCGGCGUGUUGGGCUCCUUGGUCGGCAUCAUUCUGAUUUCACGAGUCGACCUGACCAAGAGCGCGAGCAACGCAACCACCAUUCGUAUCCGAUCACCUGGUGAUGACGAAGAUCAGUUCCCGGACAAGCCACCGUCAGAGCUCGCCCUGGGUGACGCGCUGGCCUUGUUGUCCGCGAUUAUCUACGGCGUGUACACCAUCACGCUGAAAAAGUCAACCAUCAAGGCCCUGCCACGAUCGCUCAACAUGCCCCUUUUUUUCGGCCUAGUCGGCACAUUCAAUUUGGUGUUAUUGUUUCCUUUGUUCCCGAUCCUACAUUAUACGGGCCUGGAGCGUUUCGAAUUGCCGCCCACGCCGCACGUGUGGACGAUUUUACUCACCAACAGCAUCAGCAGCCUUUUUAGUGAUAUCUGCUGGGCCUAUGCCAUGGUCUUGACCAGUCCGCUGUUGGUAACCGUCGGUCUCAGCCUGACCAUCCCGCUCAGUCUGAUUGGCGAAAUGGUCCUGCAGGGUCACUAUGAGGGUUGGCUGUAUUGGGUCGGUGCCCUGGUCGUGGUCGGCAGUUUCGUCUUUGUCGAUCAUGAGGAAAGAGAGGAGGAAGCUGAACAUGAACAUGACCAUCACAACGAUCACUCUGCCGCGGGCUCCCUGCUUGGACAUGGACAUCCUGAGGCCGCUGAUCCCAACAGGGGCCGCCGUCAUGCCACUACUACUACUAAUACUACUACUACUGGUAGCAAUGGGAUGUGGAGUGAUGAUGAUGGUACUCUCGACGGAGUUGGUGGCAUCGUGUCUGCAACCGACGCUACUACCGGUGCUGGCGGUGGCAUGCCCAAGACAGAUUCUCACGCACGAUCGAACCAUGGGAGUGCUUCGCAACAACACGCCAUUACUGGUGCUUCUGAUACUGCUGCUUCUACUUCCACUGCCCGUCCCAGCGAAAGCCAUCAUAAAAAGCAGAAGAAGCACAACGGUCGGACCAAAUCUUGGAACCGGCUGCUCUCUGGCGGCGGUGCCGGCGGAGGCUGGGUGUCGAGUGAUGAUGAUGACGGCGAUGAUUUCUUGCAUAGUAGCGACUCGGACUGAUUUUAUAUACGGUUUAUACUACAAACCUACAGUAUGUACAUAUAUCUUGCUUGCUUGCUUGCUUGCUUGCUUGCUUGCUUGCUUGCUUGCUUGCUUGCUUGUUCGUUAUUGUCAACUGCUUCGACGAACGCUUUGAAAACCAACACCAGCUGUUCUUUCCUUUUCCUUCUCCGUUGUUUAUGAACCCAUGAACCAUUUGAUUCGUUU